Camelina sativa (false flax) is the source of this 399-nucleotide messenger RNA. RefSeq lists its product as uncharacterized. Lineage: Eukaryota; Viridiplantae; Streptophyta; Magnoliopsida; Brassicales; Brassicaceae. The record is from RefSeq and is a predicted model, not a curated record.
UUACAAUCUCUCAUUUUCUGAAACAAAAUUGUGUUGGAUCAAAAAGUUCACAAAAGGCCUUAAAUAUUAAAGAGAAAUGGUGAGUCUCAUGAAAAUAAUGAUGGUUAUGGUUCUGUUAGUGAUUGGCGUGAGUGCAGAGACGGUGGUGGAACUAUGUAAACGAACAAUGUGCAAGACUCAAUGUCAAGGCAACAAAUUCCAAAGUUCUGGAUGUUCUGAUUGUCUCCUUGGAUGCGCUUGGCCUGGAAGUACCAGCAAAAUAGAUCAACGGGCUUUGUGUCUCAAGAAUUGUGAUGUCGGUUGUGGCCCGAGCAACGACUGCUACCAACGUUGUAUUAAACGUUGUCCUAGCCUUUUGAUUUGAGGAUUACAAGUCCUACACUUGUGCAACUAUUUUUC